AUGGCUGCGUUAUGGAAAAACGAGAUUCUCAUAUUUCUUUUCGCCAAUACGUUAUUUGUAACCCUUUUCAAUAUACUCUCUACGGACCAUAAUAGCAGCUACAGCCAUCGGUUUGUCAGGCCUAAACCGUUUUUCGAUCAUACGCAUCGGCAUUUGAUUAAUUUCAAUGGUUUCAAGUAUGUCAUCGAUAACGACGUAUGUAAAUCGUGUUUCAAUUGUACGCCAAUUCUGGUUCAUAGUUAUGUCGGGCACUUUGAAUUCCGUCGGGCUAUCCGGCGGUCAUAUCCACAAACCGUUCUUGAUGCGUUAGGCUUCCGUUACGUAUUCAUGACCGGCUUGCCGAACAGCACUGAUAUCCAGUCGCAAUUGCUCGGAGAAUCGUCCCGGCACGGCGACAUAGUCCAAGGCAAUUUUAAGGAAGCGUAUCGGAAUUUGACUUACAAACAUGUGAUGGGUCUGAAGUGGUACGCGGAACGUUGUCUGAAAUCCAAUCGCGUAGUUAAGAUGGACGACGACAUUGCGGUCAAUUUGUUCAAGUUAAAAGACGUCGUUGAAAGACGAGAUUACGAUUUAGCCGGCUGUGUGAUUAAUGCAAAACCGAUUAGGGAAAAACACAACAAGUGGUAUGUGACCAGAGAAGAAUUUGACGGCGAUACGUACCCGCCGUUUCUAUCUGGUUGGCUUUACGUGGCAACAUCUACAUCAGUUACAAGCUUGUUGCGGGUAAUUCGACAGGAUAAUUAUUUUUGGAUAGACGAUCUAUACGUGACGGGAAUCCUAGCUAAAAUUGCUCAAAUUGACUUGCUCGAUUUGAGAUUGGAUUUCGAAGUCGAUCCAGGUUCAAUAUAUUGUUGUAUUAAAAAACAACAGAGGUGUGAAUUUUUAGCAGCGCCCACUGGCGAUAAUUACACGUUGCUACAGCAAUAUUCUCAACAGUUAACAUAUUGUAAAAUGAAAAAUUUGCCCUGUGACACGUAUCGAAAAUCAAAACGCCAUCAUUCUUGUCUAGAUUUAUGGAAAAAAUCAAUAGUUGAUACACGGAUAGGAAAACCAUCAAUUGAAAUAAUAAAUUUAAUAUAA
Cinara cedri is the source of this 1080-nucleotide messenger RNA. The record is from the annotation of a GenBank genome assembly. Lineage: Eukaryota; Metazoa; Arthropoda; Insecta; Hemiptera; Aphididae.